Messenger RNA from Eremomyces bilateralis CBS 781.70, 501 nucleotides. RefSeq lists its product as uncharacterized. The record is from RefSeq and is a predicted model, not a curated record. The annotation marks the transcript as partial. The transcript has a single exon. Gene Ontology annotation, molecular function: acyltransferase activity, transferring groups other than amino-acyl groups. Gene Ontology annotation, biological process: mitotic sister chromatid cohesion. Gene Ontology annotation, cellular component: NatA complex. NCBI's taxonomy places the organism in Eukaryota, Fungi, Ascomycota, Dothideomycetes, Eremomycetales, Eremomycetaceae.
AAGCGACUGAACUCUCUUCUCCUCCCCAUCCCCUACUCCAACACCACCUACGAAGAAACCAUCACCGACCCCCUCAUCAGCCGCCUCUCCUUCGCCGUCCUCUGGCACGACCCUCCCAAGUCCCGCAACACCUCCACUACCCCCUCCAAACCUCGCAUGGUUGGCGCCAUCCGCUGUAAACUCCUGCCCGGCAGCCCACCCUCCUCGACCCCCCAAACCCCCCAAGACCUCAUCCUCUACAUCUCCACCAUCGGCGUCCUCUCCCCCUUCCGCCAUCACGGCCUCGCCACGCACCUCCUCGACGCCGCGCUGCGCGCCGCGGUGGCGCUGCCGUCGUCCCUAGUAGAGAGGAAGCAGCGGGUGGCCGCGAUCCGCGCCCAUGUGUGGGAGGCGAACGAGGAGGGACUGGCGUGGUAUGCGAAGCGGGGGUUUAAGGUCGUGGGGAGAGAGGAAGGGUAUUAUCAGCGGCUGAGGCCGAAGGGGGCGGUGGUGGUGCGGAGG